Messenger RNA from Daldinia caldariorum, 2830 nucleotides. RefSeq lists its product as uncharacterized. Gene Ontology annotation, molecular function: protein binding. The record is from RefSeq and is a predicted model, not a curated record. Bases 260 to 2278 code for a protein of 672 amino acids. Lineage: Eukaryota; Fungi; Ascomycota; Sordariomycetes; Xylariales; Hypoxylaceae. The transcript has a single exon.
CUUGUUUCAGGCUUCAGCCCUACUACUAACAUGUACCUCCUAACUGUUACGCCAUUAAGCCCCCUAACUUCGAAACGGUCAACUGCCUUUAAUCUUCCACUCUACAACCGCAAUGUGGGAAGCUGCUAUUGUUCCAGUCUCACCAUUUGCGCAACAAUAUUUUAUCAAAUAUCGUUAAUAGCUUUAUACCUUGCCUAUAAAUGAAACGUCACUGUCCUAAGCCUCCAACCUAGGCGGUCUCCUCCUAUCAACGGGCCUCAUGAAUGAAUCAGGGACCCUUAAUCGGAGCCGAUUGCCGCCAAAUAAUUCCGAAAAUAACGACAAUGCCUCCUACAAUGCCGCCUUGAAAGGCGCCUCUCUCGCCUUCCAGAAAUCCAUGCCGAAAUCUACACCCAAACAAUUACCUACAAACACGACCUCUUCUCGAAACCUCGACAAUGGUGCGCUUAUCGCAGCAACCUCGGCAGCCUCAGCUUCGCGAGAUCAUUCGCAAGCAGUCAGCCGACAAAACACGGGUAGCAACAGCAUUGGAAACGAACAACAUAUAAAGAAUCAACCUUCGGUUCAACACCUACAAUCAACCUUGAAUCGCAAUCAUGGUGCUUCCUCUUCCUUGGGGAUUGCGACCAAACAUGCCGUGCCAGAUCCUCGUUCUCCAUCUUUCAUAGCUGCCACCCUAGCCGCCAGCAGGUCUACUAGUCCUACCCAUCAUCAGACAGCUCAAUCGCAUCCAUACGCCCAGCAGUUGGUUAGAAAACAACCGAAACAUAACCCCGAUGCCGACAGCGGUGCCAGUUCAGUGACGAGCCUUGACUUAACGACGGAUAUGACAUCAAUCCCUUCUACCAACACCCUCAUAUCGAUAUUCGAAAAGAAAAGAGAUGAUACAGAUCCCGUCAAGAAAGACACAGAAGUACCGGAUACCUCAAAGUUACUUGGAACGAAGCCUCCAAUUCGACCUUUAACGCCUCCAAGGGCUACGAGCUCUGCAUCUACGAGUGACCUAUCCCCAUCAAUAUUAGCCAGUAACAUAGCUUGGCAAAGAACGCCAUCUCCUUCAGCUUCAAUAACAAAUUUGGUUCAGGAUGGACGUCGCAAGACUCAAGACUUAGCUGUUGAAGUAAAGGCACGCCCCCCUACUCCUCCACCAGCAAGGACGAAGAACAAACCGCAUGCGUCUUUGCAACCUAGGACUCUAGAGUCUACCGGUAAACCGCGCGCUUCUACGCCACCAAAACCUAUUAGGCAGGCGGAUACCGUGAUCUUAUCCCCUCGGCCAACACGGUCUACAUCCCAGAAGGUUAUAUUGAAUGAUAUACAAGCGCCAGACGCAGUGCCGCCAGAACAAGCAUCUAGACCAAGAUCGCAAUACCCACCUCCCUCAAAUGAAGCCACGGUACCACCCCUUCAAGAAGAUGACCUUCGUCGAAGUUCAACUUCAUCUAAUGAUACCUUCGUCUCUGCUUCAUCAGUCCCAACGCCCCACCCCAGCUCCCCAGAGAGAAGCAGAUCUCGGCCAUCAACCCCUAACACAGUACGACUAAGGCGGCCUCUAACAACCCGGACUAUAUUUACAGAGGCCACCUCUACCAGUCGUCCACCAAUUCCCCCUCGACAGCAGUCGCACGCGAGUUCUCCAAACUUACCCCUGGAGUCUCUCACAGACGCCAUUGUGGCCGGUUCUCUCGCGUCGUCUCGCAUAACGCUAUCAAAGACGCCGCCACCAAAACCACCAUCCCGCAAGCAGACACCGCAUAUGCGCCAGACGCUACGUCAUCCCCCAAGUAAGUCGGAUGACGAAGAGGUCGCUCGUUCACGGCGCCACAAGCCCCUCGGUAAGCUGGGCGGCAACAAGCACAUACACCAGGAAGGCCAGCGCCGCCGCUGGCGCGAGGAGAUCACGCCCCGAGAGCGCAAGCGGUACGAAGGCGUAUGGGCGAGUAACCGCGGCCUGCUUCUAGUGCCAUCUGACGGGGAUACCCUAUCCGUCCCCACCUCUGCUUCCAACGGUAAAGAAAGAGAGCUGGACCAAGUCGUAGCCAACGUGGUGGUGCGCGAUAUCUGGGCGCGCAGCCGGCUGCCGCCGGACGAGCUGGCCGAGGUGUGGGACUUGGUGGACAGACGCGGGCGCGGAUAUCUAGACCGGACGGAAUUCGUCGUCGGGAUGUGGCUUAUCGACCAGAGGCUCCGCGGGCGAAAGAUCCCGCGGAAGGUAUCGGAAAGCGUGUGGGGGAGCGCAAGGGGCGUGAGGGUUGCUACGCCGAAGGGGAGGAAGUAAGGUGCGGUAAGGUUUUGCUUAUGUCUACACAGUAUGCUUGCUAAGGCCAGCCUGCUUUUUACUAGAAGUUUCGAAGACCGCGUUUGUCGGCUCGAUGGGUAGGUAGGUGCCUAUCUCUAAUAGAUUAGGAGGUAGAUAAUAGGAAGGGACACGGGAAGGUAGAGUCGCCGUGUUAUAGACUUCAGACUGGACGUUGGAUGAGAAGAGAGAGUACCGAUGGGAUAAGAGGGAGAGAGAGAGGAUUGAUACCCCCGUAUAGGUUAGAUUAGAAUAUUUGUUGGUACUGGUUGCCUGGCCUACGACAUUUACAUUAAUACUUUAUUCUUGGUUGUUAACGAUGUCUAGAAAAGCUGUCUGAUACUAUUUUGAUGGUUCUAUUAACUUGAAGCCGUGUUGGUUUUUGCCUGCCUGUUUUAUCCACCACAUGAAAAGAAUACAAUUACUUGAGAUCGCGUGUUUGCAUAUCUGUUUCAUCGUAUAAUAAGUAGAUAGGCUGUCGUCACGAUAAAUGCAACGAUAGAAGGUGUAACCCAUAGCAAAUGGAAUUUCAUG